This is a messenger RNA of Corylus avellana, 1053 nucleotides long. Its product is annotated as EPIDERMAL PATTERNING FACTOR-like protein. Gene Ontology annotation, biological process: stomatal complex development; guard cell differentiation. Lineage: Eukaryota; Viridiplantae; Streptophyta; Magnoliopsida; Fagales; Betulaceae. The record is from RefSeq and is a predicted model, not a curated record.
CAUAAAAUAAAUUAAUUAUUUAAUUAACCCAAAAUUUUUGUUUCACUCCAUCUUCAUCUGGUUGCUUCUGGUAGAAAUAUAGUCUUUUUUUUUUUACUUAGUUUCUUGGUUAGUUUGGUUGGCAUGGCAUGACUUCAUGGUGACAUGAUUUGCUUUCAUGGCCAUUAUGAAUUCAAUUAAUUCAUUUCUUCUACUUCGUACAACUACAUUAGUUAUUGUGGUUCUCUAUCUUAUCUCCCAAGCCUCUUGCUCUAACCACCCUCCUCCAACUUCAUCUCCUCUGGGCUUGUUAUUUGAGGAGAAAAUCCGAAUCGGGUCGAUCCCGCCGAGCUGCCAUAACAAGUGCAACCAGUGCCACCCCUGCAUGGCGGUGCAGGUGCCCACCAUGCCAAGUCAGCCAGGUGCCAAGUCAGCUCAAACUGUUCCGGUGGAGGUUUCCGACCCAUCACCUCGCGGUAACAAGUACUCCAAUUACAAGCCGUUGGGUUGGAAAUGCCGCUGCCAAGAUCGCCUUUACAACCCCUAGAAGAACAGAUAAAGCUUCAUCGCAUUAAAUUUUACUGUUGGGUUUGUACUUUGUAACAUGUCAUCGAUCAAUCCUCAUCUUUUCCUGUUUUUUUUUUUUUUUUUUUUAAUCUGUAAUUUUGUGAUUAUUUUAAGCUUUAAAUCUUGUUUAAGAGGACAUGUCAGUGGUGGUGCCAGCAUUCAUUGUAUACUCUGAAAUAUUAUACAAUGUACAGAAAUCGCAACAGACCUUCGAUCCCCCUCAGAAAGAAAAUUCCUUUUUUUUGUUUUUUUAAUUUUAUUAAUGGGGUUUUUUUUUGUGAUGAAUCUCCUUCCCUUAUCUUCUUGGGAUUUUCAUGGCCCAUCACCAUUGUCAGUGUCUCCUCAUAUCUUCUGCAUGCUGUAGCAAUCUGCAUCAAAUUGUCAAAAAUGCCUCAGCAUUUGAACUGCUGACGACUGACGCAGAACAGUUUCUGGUUAAUUUCUUUUUCUUUUUUUUUUAUCAGUUUUUUUGGCUGAUGAUGCUGAUUCCAGACAACAUGUUUAAUU